CGCCAUGAUUGUUACCGAUAGCAACCAGUAAAUUUCGAAGCUUGUGAUCGUGUCAGAAAGACAAGGAGGUUUGAUAAAUUUGUUUGUACCUCCUACGAUAAAUAUGGAGCAACAACAGAUUCAGGAGCAAGAUACAUAUGAAGUUCAAAGGUUACAAUUAGAAAAGAUUGAUGGAUUUAAUGGCAAGGUGAAACACGGUUUAAAGGUUCACCCUGACAGACAGAAUAUCAUAUACCCCCUUGGUUCUUCAGUGGUUAUAGAAAAUAUUAGCGGAAAUGGAAGACCAAGUCUACUUUGUGGACACACAAGCAAAGUCACUUGUAUUGCUAUUUCAAACAAGAAUGGAGAUUUUAUUGCAUCAGGACAGGAAACAUAUAGUGGUUUCAAGGCCAUAGCAAUUGUUUGGGACUACAGAUCACAGACACGUCUUCACACAUUAGAAUUACACAAAGUUAAAGUUCAGGCUCUAGUUUUCUCACCUAAUGAUCUAUACCUGGCAACUUUAGGAGGUCUCGAUGAUGGCUGUAUUGUGAUAUGGGAUGUGCAGAAAGGAAAGGCAAUCUGUGGUUCUCCUGCUCAGGUAGAGAGUGCAGGUGAUACAUUGUGCGUUGAAUUCUCCAAUGUAAGAGAUGAUGUGUUUGUUACUGGGGGAGAUUCAACAUUGAGAGUUUGGGAAUUGGAUGUGGAGAACAGAAAAAUUCGACCAUCAGAAGUUGACAUGGGGCAGAUAAAGAGAAAGAUCCAGUGUAUAUGCAUGGAUGAUCCAUAUUUCUACUGUGGAACUGCAACAGGCGAUAUACUGGCUAUUAAUAUGAAAACAAAACGCUUCCAGUACAAAGCUCCAGAGAAACAAAACUUUCAAAGUGGAGUCACUGCCCUAGCACAUCUGAAAAACAGCAACUUCCUUGUAGGAACUGGCUGUGGCCAAUUGUUUGAGCUGAAGUUUCCUCUGCCAGGUCCAAAUGACAAAAAACAACCUAAACCAAAAGAAGUCAGAUCUUGGAGUGAUGAAUCUGUAAAGAGUGCCAGUGGUAAUGGUAUUACCUCUAUUGCACUGAGAGGAGCUGGACACCAGUUUUUUGUUGGGACAGAGAAUGCUCGCAUGUACAAGUUUGGGUAUGAGUGUUCUAACAAGUCAGGUGCGCCGAUGUUUGAUUCCUGUGAACUCAUUAAGUCCUGCCACUCAAGUGAAGUGACUGAUGUCAUCUUCCCACCGGCUUCCUCAGAUUUGAUAGUGACAUGUCAGAAAGAACAGAUACGUAUCUGGGCUAUCAAAAAUAUGAAGGAAUUGAAGCGACACAUUGUCCCCAAUAUGACAUGUAAUGCCAUUGCUCUGGCCUGUAACGGACAAGCUAUUGUUUCAGCUUGGGAUGAUGGGAUUAUUCGUGUAUUUGGCUUUGGUGGCAAGAGUGGAAAUGAUAUUGUUUUAAGAAAGAUAAUCAGUGCAGCCCAUAGCAAGGGUGUGUCUGCGAUUGCUUGUACCCAGAACUCACCUGCCUGUGGCCAAGGACAGAUGGAUUUCAGGAUCAUAUCUGGUGGAGGUGAAGGUCAGGUCAGAAUCUGGAAUUUCCGGUAUGAUGGACGAAAUGAUCCUAGUUGCGAGCUUGAAGAAACACUGAAGGAACAUAAAGGAUCUGUGUCAGACAUCAAAAUAAAAGGAGACGACAGAGAAUGUGUGUCAUCAAGUGCUGAUGGAACGUCUAUUAUCUGGGAUUUGGACAAGAAAUCAAGAAGUCAAAUUGUAUUUGCCAACACGCUAUUUAAGUGUGUGUGUUACAACAAAGAUGAGACUCAGAUUGUAACGAGCGGUUCAGAUAGGAAGAUUGGUUAUUGGGAACGUUACGAUGGCUCAAUAAUUAGAAGUAUUGAAGGUUCCAUGACGGGAUCUAUCAAUGCAAUGGAUAUUUCUCCAGAUGGACAAUACAUUGUUACAGGUGGUGACGACAAAUUGUUAAAGGUAUGGUCAUACAAGGAAGGAGAGGUGAUAGCAGUAGGAACCGGACACAGUGGAAAAAUCUUACGUAUCAGGAUCUGCCCACAGCAGAGGUACAUCUGCAGUGUGGGUGAGGAUGGUGGCAUCCUUUUGUGGAAAUUCCCCUUCUAGACUGUUGUUGAGAUAUCAGUUGUCACCUAGACCAUAGAAAGCAAAACACAGCCAGUCCAUUUAAAGAAGAGCAGGUUUCUAAAAUGCUCUCCUAGAUAUAUUGUGUUUCCAGCUAAUAAUCCAUGUCAUUAGUUUCUACUUCUUCUCACUUCUUCUUUUCAUUCUGCCUACACAAGGAGAGCAUUUAAGAAACUGUUGCAUGGAUCUUCAAAGUUGUUAGUGUGUAAGAGAGAAACUAGCGUUACAUGUGGAAAUAAUGUUUAUGUGUUUUUGCAUUUUAUGUUUCUGUAUGCAGUUGUGUAUACAAUAUUUGUUUAUAUAUUAGAAUUACAUGCAUACAACGGACAUACUGUGAUAUCUUGUUUAAAGGGAGAAGUCAUUUCUGUUGCAGAACAGAAUCAUUGAAGGAACCAAAUAUUCUGUCCUUUGUAAACAUUGUCUUAUUUAUCAUAUAAGUUUGUGUAUUUGAUAUGAAUUUGCACUAAUGUGUGCUAAAUUGUACAGCCGAUCUUAAUACAGUAAAUGUUAUAUCCAGUGCACAGUUCUCACUUCUUUCAUUUUCAUAUUAUUUAUAUAGGAAAUGUAUUGCAACAAGUUGCUCAAAGGUGAGCUCUGGUCUGCUGUCUGCUCUGAUAAAUAUAUCACUGAAUUGGUUAGAUACGACAUUAAAUCUGUUAAAAGGUGGUCAAUUUCAUUCAACAUUUUAUGACAUUUUUCUCUUUACAUAGAGUUCUUCAUAAGAAAUAUAUGGGUUUUUUUUUUACUUUUAUAAAAUUUUGUGAUUACCUCACUUAAACAUAUUAGUAGAAGUAUUUAAGAAAGUGGAGUAAUUUUUCUGAUUUCGAUAUAAUUUCUGAUUUUACAUUUCCAUUUGAAAGAUAUCUGGAUAUUUCAAUAAUUGAACUAACAGGACAUAUAGUGCUGGAAUUCAUUUGUUUAGUCAUGUUUGCAACCAAGAUAGGCAAAAGUAAGGAGAUGGUACUUUUUCAAACUUUAUUUUUAAUAAAUUUCAACUAAACAUGUGAUUGUCAAUGCAGAUAUUUGACAAAUGUAAUACAAUUGUUCUUAUAUUAUUACAAUUUCAAAUAUUAUUUAUCUGAAAAGACUCUGUCUGAGUAGACAACCAGGAUAGAAAGAUCAAAUUCUAAAAAUGCAUAGGCUGAAAAAAUUGUAUCAUUCAUUCAGCGUUCAUUGCACAAGAGUAAUGGUCAGAUGUCAAAUUUCAAACAAAGCCUUUAGUUGAACAGUUUAUAAACCAACGUGUCAUAUUCUGAUGUGUUUGAAUUGUUCACCAAUAUGAGAUGCAGAAUCGAAGAACGAGUGUAUCUGCUGGAAAGCUUAUCCAUUGGAUAACAUUUUGAGCAAAUCUGUCUUUUCUUUCGUUUUAUCAGUUAAUGCAAAAAAUUGCAUUAAUGGAAUAAAUCUGACAUUGAUUUUUGAAACUCAAUAUUUUUAGUUUUAGUUUGGACUUAUGAAUGCUUGUGUGUAAAUGCUUUCAAAAUGUGAAGUUUUUUUACAUAACUUAUUUAAAAGUAUAGAACCAGAUAGUGAAGUAGGUAAUGCCAAACCAAGGUAACUUGAGUAUUUCUUUGCCUUACUCAGUAUUCAAGGUAUCAGUUAGUUAAUAUAUCUUUGUCAAAAUGCAACAGGACAUUUUUUAACAACACUUCUGGUUGUGUUAAUGUCUAAUUGUGAAGAUGAUUGUGUUUUCAACCUUUAUUGUCUCUUUUCAUUAUGUACAUUACAAUUGCAUUUUUUUUAUUUACUUGGUAUAAAUGAAUUUGUGUAUAUUAAAUAAAAUAUCUAUCUCUUCAAAUAUAGAUAA
Molecule: messenger RNA, 3929 nt
Organism: Mercenaria mercenaria
Lineage: Eukaryota; Metazoa; Mollusca; Bivalvia; Venerida; Veneridae
Product: cilia- and flagella-associated protein 52-like
Exons: 12
Coding region: 104-2104 (666 amino acids)
Biological process (GO): cilium assembly
Molecular function (GO): protein binding
Source: RefSeq, a predicted model, not a curated record